AUGUACGAAGAUUCGUGGUACAGUUUUGUACCAGAAACAAGUUUCAAAAAAGACAAUGUCACUUCCCAGGCAUCACAACAUCGUCGCAAAGAAUCUCUUCUGCAGCAAACUAAUGUAAGUCCUCCUAGUAUGAACACUCCAAUGUUAGGAAUAUAUGAGGAUGAACCUUUAUCGAAAGACCCUCCGAAAGCUACAUUGGCUAGAAGAGCAAAAUCAUAUAGCGAUUUCUAUCAAGUGGCCAUGGCAUAUAUAAACAAGGAAACCGAUGAGGGGAGGACACAUAACGAGCGCGAUAUUGAAGUAGGGGAGCCUAAGACUCUCCUUUUUGAGGAGCGGUACAGUGCGCUUGAGGAUGACAUUGUGGAUGGAAGCCUCGAGGAAUACCAGUAUGUAUCUACCACAAAUGGGGAUUCAAGCAAUGCGCUGACCAUGCGAAGGUUAUAUCUAGACCAAUUAGUGCUAUCCGAAAGUCACCUUGACAAUCUCCUAAAUGAUACCUCAAGUGCGCUAGAUACACUAGCUACUCUUUCCGAAUCUUUCAAACAUGUCGAAGCACAGACUACGGCCUUUCAAGCACAAUGUGAAGAUCUCUUGGAAGAACAAAAACGUAUACGUGAAUUGGCGGAUGAAGUUGGUACGGAUCUGCAAUACUAUGCCUAUCUUGAACCUUUGACUCGACGUUUGAAUGCCCCUGGUGCCGGAAGGCUUAUCAAAAAUGGUGACUUUUUGGAAAUGUUGGAGAAUCUUAAUUCUUGCAUUGAGUUUAUGGAUCAGCAUCCCAACUAUAAAGAUUCGACUGUGUACAAGACUCGCUACACGACACUUUUGGAUAAGGCCCUGAAUCUUGUCCAAGUUGCCUUCUCAAAUGCUCUUCGCGAGGUGUCAGAUGAUGCCUCGAAACAGCUAAAAGCGAAAGAACAUACUGAAACCAAUCAAUACAUUCUUCUCUAUGGCAAGUACGAAUCUGCCAUGGAGAGUCUAGGCCUUCCGACUGAGCGACUUUUGACCACUGGGGAAUUUGCUUUUGGGCGGAGAGGAGAUGUGGACCGAACACCCUAUAUCCAACAGUGGCAUAAUCUCUAUCAACAAUUACUCGAGGCCUACAUAAGAUCCCGUGAUCCUGUCGGACCUCUUGUUCUUAAAAAUCUUCAAAAGUUCGCAACUACUUCGCCUCUCCCUGACAAAGAGUUUGAAUUAUUUGCUAGACGAUGUGUGCAAUAUAUCUUCGACACAUGCCAGAAUGAGUUGAGAUUGGCAACUAAAUUCUUUCAGGAUGGGCCUCUUAUGGCAGAUUAUCCUCCACCCCCCAUUCCGUGGAACAUGGCUAGUGUAUACCUCGAGAGAUUGGAGGAGAGUCGCCUAUAUUAUGUCAAGACACUCCACGGGUUCCUUGCCCCAUAUCUGAGCAAUGGUGACUUGCGUCGAAUUUGCGAUUUGGUCACUUGGCUUGGCGACACUUUUAUCUCAGCAGAGGCACAUGAAGAUGAGACCCGCGAUGGACAGAGAUUGGCGGCACAAGUUUUACUGGGCGCUCAUCUAUGGCCAUUAGCCGAUCAGCUUUUUAUCACAGAAGCAAGAAAACUUGAACACUUCAAAUCAUCUCCAGAGGACCUCAAGAUUAUAUCUCCUAAUGCUCAAAAGCUGUCUAACGAGAAAGCCAUUCCAACUAGUGGCUUGCGAGUUGAUACAGCCCUUAAAGCUCCCGAGGAAGGCGCAUCUGUUGAGGCUGGGGUUUCAAGCGCAUUCCCAACAGUCAAGACGGCAGUUGGUUUACUCGUCUUAUACAACGAAAGCAUGCAUGAGAGAACACUUAAGAAAGGCGAUGUCCUCUACGAAAUCGUGCAUCAGACUACCGAAUCUCUUCAGAGAGCCGCCACGAUCAUAAAGCGAACUUCAAAUAAUUUAAUGGAUGCGCAGCUUUUCCUCAUCAAGAAUCUUAUGCUGAUCGAGAACCUUUUCAUGACUCAUGAGAUCCCCGACUCUAUUCGUCAAUCUGCCGAACUUGAUUUCACUCCUAUUUGGGAGACAAUCAAGGAGCUUCAAUCACGUCAUCAAGUGUUUAAUCCUCUUGCAUAUAUCAGACCAAUCAUCAAAGGUCAAUUACUUCCGGCAGUGGUUGAUAAAGUAUUAGAUGCAAGAAAGGAAUUAGAAAAGGUUUUGGUGCAACAAAUUACGGCAUUUACAAAGCACUGGCAAUCGCGAUUGUCAGACAAAGAUCCGAAGAAGAGAAAUGAUGUCGUGAAGGCUACGCGAGAAUUAGAUGCAUUGUUGGAGAGAGUCUUCGACGAGGAUACGACGAGAGCGGCGUUGUUGAGAAUGAUUGGCGGUGGUGAGGAGUAUUAG
Messenger RNA from Sclerotinia borealis F-4128, 2343 nucleotides. NCBI's taxonomy places the organism in Eukaryota, Fungi, Ascomycota, Leotiomycetes, Helotiales, Sclerotiniaceae. The record is from the annotation of a GenBank genome assembly.